AUGGCAUCAACAGGACAUGGUGGCCCUAUAGUGAUGUUCUGCGAUCUAGGGUUUACGGAGGCGAUAGCUUCAUCGAAAUUCUACACCGUUCUAGUCGCAGCAGGUCCAUCGCAGGACGAAAACUCAAGUAAGAAUCGCCAACAAUUCAAGCGAUUUCGCGGUGAACCUAUUCGGUUCGGGAAGCGUGUACCCCGUGAACCUAUCAGUGAGCAUAUUGUGCAAGUUGCAAUGUUUAAUCUCAACCAUGCCCAUCUAAAGCAACAGAAAAAUCGGGAGCCAACGAUACAACGAUACUAUGCCACAUUUCUACAGCAAGCGUCACGCAAUUCAAGAAAGGCUGGAAUGGACGCCAGCGGUAUUAUGAUGUCAGCGCGCACAUUCCUUACUAUUUUCUGCAUCCUUCUAUUCACCGUCCUGUAUACCUCGUCAGCACCGAAUCGUAUUCUAAUGCGGUUCGGCAAACGAGCGACCAAUACGGUGCCAUAUGCUUUCGUCCCACUCCCUGACUACUACCGAGUAGAUCUUCGCAGGCUAACGGCAUUAUUUACCACCACACUGACAGAAACGUUUGGUCAUAAAAGAAAAUACUGCUCUGUGGAGCGACAAAAAACUGCCCAUAUGGUAAUAGUGUUUCAUCCACAAAUCGAAGAGGUCUCAGAAGAUCGAACUGAGGAUCGCAAAGCUUCAGAACAAAUUGAAAAGAAGCAGUUGGCAAACGUGUACUACUCUGCAGAAGAGCUCGCUCCUCUCUCUCUCUCUUUCAACCCCUCCCUCAUGGAUGGCAAUAAUAGAACGAGGCUCAUCAAUAAUGCCACCAUAAGGUAA
Angiostrongylus costaricensis is the source of this 825-nucleotide messenger RNA. The record is from the annotation of a GenBank genome assembly. Lineage: Eukaryota; Metazoa; Nematoda; Chromadorea; Rhabditida; Metastrongylidae.